Fraxinus pennsylvanica is the source of this 1206-nucleotide messenger RNA. Lineage: Eukaryota; Viridiplantae; Streptophyta; Magnoliopsida; Lamiales; Oleaceae. The record is from the annotation of a GenBank genome assembly.
AUGGAUCUUGUCCUAAACUCAACUUUCCGGCCACUUUUACCACCGGAAUUUCUAAACUCUGGCCGAAAUCAUUAUAGACCAUUUAUUCUCCGGCGAAAUCUGAACCCAAAACCCACAUUUUCAAGACAAACAGUGACCGAUAUGGUCCAGAAGAAGCCAAAAAUUGAAGGUGUGAGUGAUGAGUUGAACUCAAUUGCCUCACAGAACUUGGACCAUGCUCCUGCCCGCAGAAGAGUGCGAUCGGCUUUCACUAAUACUCAGCAGCAGCUUGAUCAUAUUUUGUUUAAGAUGGCUCCAGCUGGGAUCAGAACAGAGGAGUGGUAUGAAAAAAAUUCAAAGGGACAAGAAAUUUUCUGUAAAAGUUGGUUGCCAAAGCCGGGUGUACGAAUCAAAGGCGCAUUGUGUUUUUGUCAUGGAUAUGGUGAUACUUGCACUUUUUUCUUUGAAGGCAUAGCCAAGCACAUUGCUUCUUCUGGUUAUGGUGUCUAUGCAAUUGAUCAUCCAGGAUUUGGUCUCUCAGAAGGAUUGCAUGGCUAUGUUCCAUCCUUUGAUGGCGUAGUUGAUAAUGUCAUCGAACAAUAUACGAUAAUUAAAGGAAAGCCGGAGAUACGAGGGCUCCCUUUCUUCAUUUUUGGACAAUCGAUGGGGGGAGCAAUUGCUCUGAAGGCGCUUCUUAAGGAACCACGUCAAUGGGAUGGCAUAGUGCUUGUAGCCCCAAUGUGUAAAAUUGCAGAGGACAUGACACCACCAGUUCCACUUCAGAAGGUCUUAAUUUUCUUGUCUAAGAUUUUCCCACAAGCGAAGCUUGUACCCCAGAAAGAUUUGGCUGAUCUGGCAUUCAGAGAAUUGAAGAAAAAAGAAAUGGCUCCGUACAAUGUAAUCUGUUACUCCGAUCAAACAAGACUAAAGACAGCCGUGGAACUCUUAAAUGCUACAAAAUAUAUUGAAUCACAUGUGCAGGAGGUUGCUUCUCCAAUGCUGAUUCUUCAUGGAGCUGCUGAUAGGGUGACUGAUCCUCAAGUGAGCCAGUUUCUUUACAACAAUGCUUCUAGCGAGGACAAAUCACUUAAACUGUAUGAAGGAGGUUAUCACUGCAUUUUGGAAGUGCUCGAUAAUUCAAUAAAUAAGAGACGAUCCACCAUCAUUUUUUCCAAUUUUCGCUGCCCAAGGAAAGUCAACAACGUGUCUUCAAUUGUUAAGCAAUGA